Molecule: messenger RNA, 912 nt
Organism: Penicillium psychrosexuale
Lineage: Eukaryota; Fungi; Ascomycota; Eurotiomycetes; Eurotiales; Aspergillaceae
Product: TMEM199/VMA12 family protein
Exons: 1
Coding region: 1-912 (303 amino acids)
Biological process (GO): vacuolar proton-transporting V-type ATPase complex assembly
Cellular component (GO): endomembrane system
Source: RefSeq, a predicted model, not a curated record
AUGGUCCUCCUUCUUACGACAGAUCGCAUCCUCGCCGCGUUCGAAGCUAUUCCAGCUUCGCGCCACGAGGAGCUAGACCUGCCUACCACGCUGGAAGCACAAGGCCCAAUAGCCCACGAGCAACUGAUCCGGCUCGCCAGAUACCUGCAAAACGACCCAGAAUGCAAAGAGCAGGCCUCUCACACCCCAACCGUCCUCAGUUCCCUCCUCCGCGGCACGAAAGUCUACGUCCCUCCGCCGCCAAAGAAGCCAGAGCCUGUACGUGGUCUAUACACAACUUCAUCCGAUCCCUCCCUUUCCUCCAAUACACAAACCACACCGAACCAGAUCCUAACAUUCUACACAAUACAGAGCGCCGAAUAUCUCGCAUCAAAAGCACGCCUCAUCGCAGCCACAGAACAAGAAUCCUACAACCGACUCUUAAACCCAAACUACCGACCAAACGCUGACCACGCGGAUCCGCACGCAUCGCCCUACACGAACGACGGCCGAGUAGAAGAAGAUACACUGACGGUCUCGCUGGUUUCUAGCGUCUUCAUCUCGGUGGUGGUGACCGGGUUCGGCGUGUACGCGGCGCUCACGAAGUUCCCGACGCCGGAGAUAGUGGCGAGCGAGGCGGUUAAGGUUCUUCUUGGUUUGUUUUCGGCGCUGAGUGUUGCCGUUGCAGAGGCGUUUUUGUACUGGACAUAUCUUGAAAAGGUGGAUCGGGCGAGGGUUAAAGAGAGGGCGGUUAAGGAGAGGAAGGUUGUUAUUGGGCCGGUUGGGGAGGAGGAUAGUGCGGAUGAGGCUGUUGAGGUUGGGACGGAGAAGGAGGAAAUUUGGGGGAAGGGGGUUAAUGGGGGUGUUAGGAGGAGGGUUAGGGAGAAGUGGGAGAAGGGGAGGGAUGGGAAGAAGGAUGUUGGGAGUCUUUGA